Molecule: messenger RNA, 6157 nt
Organism: Pleuronectes platessa (European plaice)
Lineage: Eukaryota; Metazoa; Chordata; Actinopteri; Pleuronectiformes; Pleuronectidae
Product: disks large homolog 1
Exons: 23
Coding region: 394-3597 (1067 amino acids)
Biological process (GO): chemical synaptic transmission; neurotransmitter receptor localization to postsynaptic specialization membrane
Cellular component (GO): neuron projection; neuromuscular junction; postsynaptic density membrane
Molecular function (GO): protein binding
Source: RefSeq, a predicted model, not a curated record
GUGUGUCUGUGUGUGUGAGAGAGUAUUCCUCCCUCUCAGGUUAGAGAACCGGUCUGGCAGCGUUCGGAGUGAAGUCACCUGCAUGAAGAAGGAAUGGAGAAGCAGUUUCACUAAAGAGAGACGGAGGAGCAGGACACACACAUCAGACAUUACAACACAUCACACACUGACUGAGCGUGUUACUCUUACACUGGGACUUCCAUCAAGUUGAUCUCCUGACGGACGUGGAGUCAGUGUGUUGUCCCAGUUGGAGGCAGGCUGUCCCGGGACACACACACACACACACACACACACACACACACACACACACACACACACACGCACACACAUCUGUAAUAACACACAUACACAGACAGAGAGCCGGGAGAGAGGAGGACGUCUGUGCGCGUCACGAUGCCCGUGCGACAGAAAGAUGCUCAGCGAGCGCUGGAGCUGCUGCAGCAGUACCGGGUCAAACUGGGGGAGAGGCAGCAGGACCAGAAUCUGACCAAAGAGGGCCCCGGGGAGGAGGACCACCAGCUCCAGCAGUCCCUGGACAGAGUCAUCAGUGUCUUCCAAAGUCAGCUCUUCAGCGCUCUGCUCGAUAUCCAGGAGUACUAUGAGUUGACCAUCCUUGUAGACAGCCAGUGUUCUGUGGAGCAGACGGAUGGUCCAGGCCUCCCUGCCUCCUCUAACCUGACAGCACAACUCCCUGAUCAGACACAGGCCUCCCCUGCUCCCCUUAGCCCCCCGGCUUCUAGUGGACCAACCCAGCCUUCACCAUUAACCCCCAAACCUAGGUCAAUCAAGCAUCAACCUGCCCCUCCUGUCCCUGGAACACCGAGACAUCCCCCAACAUCCCCCGGUACACCUCAGUCACAGCCAUCCAAAGUCAAAUACCGUGCUCCUCUUCCUCCUGUCCAGUCUGGAUCGUCUACAUCCUCAGCAGCAGAGGCUUCUCAACCCUCUUCUCCCACUGCUGCUGGAGUGAACGGAGUAGAAACCCCCACUGGCUCCAUAAAAACACCUCCUGCAGUAACACUGAAUGGAACAAAGCGACUUCUCACUCCCACCAACUCUGGUGCCUCUUCGGAAACCUCCACCAUCUCUGAGAAUACGCAAAACCUUCCUGCCUCUCCUGACCUAAAGCUGUUGACGGUCUCAGCCCUCAUCUCCAGCACCAUCCAGGGCCUUGUGUCUCCAACCACUCCGGACAAACUCAGCCCCACUGGCACCACUCCCAGCACCAGUCCAGGUCUGAACAGAGUCACAGACACUGCAGUCACCUCUACAGCUCUCACGAACAGAAAGGACCCGGGAUUCGGCAAAGUCACUCCCACCACAAGUCCAACCAGACCCAACCUGGGGAAAUUUGCCUUCAGCUACCUCAGCCCCACAGCUCCUCCUGGGCCUUUGACUAAAAGACCUGAUCUGAGCCCAGGGUCGGUACAAAUCAGCUCCCCAAGCCCCAGUCAUGGUCCAGCCAGCCCCAGGCCAAGCCCGCUGACAAGCCCUCUGACCCCCAUCAAGGCCAACCCCCCUCCGGUGGUGGUCAACGCAGACAGCGUGGACACGCCCCCAUACGUCAAUGGAACCGAAGCAGACUAUGAGUACGAGGAAAUCACGCUGGAGCGGGGUAACUCAGGCCUCGGGUUCAGUAUCGCAGGAGGGACCGAUAACCCCCACAUCGGAGAAGACCCCUCCAUCUUCAUCACCAAGAUCAUACCCGGAGGGGCCGCGGCUCAGAAUGGACGACUCAGGGUGAACGACUGCAUAGUGCGAGUGAACGAGGCCGACGUCAGGGAGGUGACGCACAGCGGGGCCGUGGAGGCGCUGAAGGACGCAGGAGGUCUCGUCCGCCUGUGCAUCCGACGCAGGAGGAGCCUCACUGAGAGAAUCCUGGAUAUCAAGCUGGUCAAAGGGCCCAAAGGUUUAGGAUUCAGCAUAGCAGGUGGAGUUGGAAACCAACACGUGCCGGGCGACAACAGCAUCUACGUGACGAAGGUCAUCGAGGGAGGAGCUGCACACAAAGACGGACGGCUACAGAUCGGGGACAAACUCGUAGCUGUGAACAGCUCCUGUUUGGAGGAGGUGUCUCACGAGGAGGCGGUGGCUGCCCUCAAGUCGACUCCUGACGUUGUGUACCUCCGUGUGGCCAAACACACAUCGCUUUUUAUCAACGACAACUUCCCUCCGCCUGAUGUCACCAACUCGUACUCCCCACAUCAAGACAACCAUAUAAGCCCUUACAUGAGCGGCAGCCAGUCGGUGAGCCCGGCUCCGUUAACCACUCCCAGAUACUCGCCGCUGCCCAGGGCCAUGACCGGAGACGACGAGAUCCCCAGAGAACCCAGGCGGGUGGUGCUGCAGCGAGGGUCCACGGGGCUCGGCUUCAACAUCGUGGGCGGAGAGGACGGAGAGGGAAUCUUCAUCUCCUUCAUUCUGGCUGGAGGUCCGGCCGAUCUGUGUGGGGAGCUGCGGAAGGGAGACCGCAUCCUGUCGGUGAACGGCGUGGACUUGUCCAGCGCGACACACGAGCAGGCGGCCGCGGCGCUGAAGAACGCAGGACAGACCGUGACCAUAGUAGCGCAGUACAGACCAGAGGAGUACAGUCGUUUCGAGGCGAAGAUCCAUGACCUGAGGGAACAGAUGAUGACCAGCAGCGUCAGCUCCAGCUCCACGUCGCUCCGCUCCACACAGAAACGCACACUUUACGUCAGAGCCUUGUUCGACUACGAUGGAAGUGCGUGUGAUCUGAGCGCGCCCAAUCAGGCCCUGCCGUUUCAUUUCGGGGACAUCCUCCAUGUGAGCUCCGCCGGCGAGGAGGAGUGGUGGCCGGCCCGUCACCUCAGCCCCCCGCCCCCCAACUGCCCCGAGGUCGGGGUCAUCCCCAGCCGCAGGAGGGCAGAGAAGAAGGAGCGGUCGAGGUUAAAGACGGUCAGGGUGUCCAGGUCUCAGGACAGAUCGGAUCAGGAUGAUAAAGCCGGUCAGGAGGAGGUUUUACUCACCUACCAACCUGUCAUGCAGCAGGAAGUUAAUUACACGCGGCCGGUCAUCGUGCUCGGACCAAUGAAAGACCGGGUCAACGAUGACCUCAUCUCUGAGUUCCCUGACAAGUUCGGCUCGUGCGUCCCACACACGACGCGGCCGCGGCGAGACUACGAGGUGGACGGCAGGGAUUACCACUUCAUGUCCUCCAGAGAGCUCAUGGAGCAAGAGAUCCAGGAGCAUAAAUUCAUCGAGGCCGGACAGUACAACAACCAUCUGUAUGGAACCAGCAUACAGUCUGUCCGAGAGGUCGCCGACAAGGGAAAACAUUGUAUACUGGACGUAUCAGGGAAUGCAAUAAAGCGUCUCCAGAUGGCAGGCCUCCAUCCCGUCGCUAUUUUCAUUAGCCCACGCAACGUCGACAACAUCCUAGAGAUGAACAAGCGCUUCACUGAGGAGCAGGCGAGGAAGACGUUCGACCGAGCCGUCAAACUGGAGCAGGAGUUCACAGAGUACUUCUCUGGAAUCGUCCAGGGCUCGUCUCUAGAGGAGGUUUACUCGCAGGUGAAGCAGAUCGUGGAGGAGCAGUCCGGUCCGUACAUCUGGAUUCCAACCAAGGAGCGACUUUGAAUAAACACAUCACACACACACACAUCACUCUUUCAAUACUUCCUACUUCUCUAAUUUUCUAUUAUCAGCCUGCUUCCUCUCUCUCUCUCUCUUUGUUUCUCCGGUGCACUCAUCACGACGAACACACACACACACACACACACACACACAUUCACACGAGCACAUGAACUGGGACGAGUGCUGGGACUAUCUGGGACCUGCCAGUUCCUGAAGAGGGAGGAGCUCAAGUCUGUCCAGCAGCCUAUCGGUGGAUCUUCCUACAGCUCGGUUCCUUAAUGUUUAAGGAGGUGGUUUCCAAUCAAGGCGACAUGUACCAUUAUCUGAUUUGAUUUCAUUAUUGUUGUUCUUAUUGUUGUUGUCGUUGUUGUUUUCAUAUUAACGAAGGGUAAUGCAUCAAUGUAUGGGUUUGUAAUGAUAAUAUUGUCACCAAGAGGCAGACUUUUGCACGCUGUAGCUUUAAGAGCAUGUUUUUGGGAGAAAAACUUGAUCUCCUCUUCCUGUCGGACCGUCUUUCCUCAUGGCAUCACUCCUGUUUAGAGUUGCUCUCUCUCUCCCUCGUCUUUUUCUUUCUACCUCUCAUAACCCAUCCCUCGUUCCGUCCUCUCAGAUUUUAAAUAUGAGGUGAAAUCUUUAUAAUGUGCCCAAACCUUUUGGAAUCAAGGGCCAAAAGGAAAGUUUACGUACAAUUACGGUUACGAGAUGUAGAAGCUAAAUAUAUAUAUGAAGAUAUUCUGCAGGUGAAGUUAUUGAAGAUUUCUAAGAUCAGAAUUUAAGUAGAAAACUAAAUUAGAUUAUAUUGUUUUUGAAGGCCGGAACAGAAACUGAGCACAUCAGCCUCAUAAUGGUGAUAAAGCCCAUGUGGAGCCCUGAGCCGUUAUUUAUCAACUCUCUGAGAAUAUAGUAAGAGUAUAUAUUUAAGAAUAACAUUUAUCAAUUUAUCCUAAAAGACUGAUAAUUGGUAAAGGAAGCAGAAUGACCGAAAACACCUGAGUCCACAGCCGAGGAGAGAAGGAACAGGCGGAGCGGUGAGAAAAGAUAAGUUAGUGGGACAUCUACAGGACUUCAAAGCUGCUUUUCAAAGGUAAAAUAAUUGCAUAAAGUUGCUUUAAGAGCAGCUUCUCACAUGUCACUUAACUCUGAGCAGAAACAGCCUAUCAGAGACAUGUAUUUAAGAUAAUAAAUAGAAUAUUAUCGCACUGACAAGUGGAAGUCAAAUGUUUUUCGUUGUGUCCCCUGCGCCUGUUGAAGGAGAUAAUAAGUAGAAGAAAAGGUCAUGUAAAUCUUAUUAAAUGUUCAAAUCAAAUCCAAAUAACAUGUAAUCAUGUUAUUUGAACUCGAUAUGGUUCAUCGUGACAAAAACAUUAUUUUUUAAACUAUUGUAUGUAAGAGUAUACACUCCUUUAUGUCAAAGGAAAUUAAAAUAUAUUUUAGUCUAGUGAAAUAUAAGUGAAUGAUUUUUGGAUUCGUCUUUCACUUAAAUUCAAAAUGUAACUUUUAGCUCCUUGAUAAAAACGGGCAAAGAUCCUCUGAUAAAGAAACUUGAGUAAAUCCCACAGUUUCACUGCCUUUCUCUCCUUCCUCCUCCUCCUCCUCCUCUUCUCUUCUUCACGUCUUCAUUUCCUCCUCUUGUCCUCUCGCCUCCUUUCCUCUCCACAAUCACGUGACAUUAGUUGAGCAUCGAACAGUGUAUCAUCAUCUUCUUCAACACUAUCAUCACGAUCAUAAUCAUCAGCAUCAUCGGUAUAGCUGUCCCUUCUUGCUGUAGUUGCACUAAUGAGGGCUGGUUUCAUAAAAGCAUCUUAGGCUCACAGGUCUGAUACCGUCCCAGUGUUUCUCUGGUAUUUAUCGAUGUGUGACGCAUUCACUUGUCCUUCAGCUGAUUCUCUGCUUUAUAAAACUGGUUUGAAAGCCCUGAAGUGAGGACACGUUUAGCAUUUAGCAACUAAACAGCUAAAUCUUCCCCUCACAAGUGGGUGGUGACCAAAAAUGGAGCUAAAAGAGAGCGAAGUCAACGCCACAGCUUAAGUGAAAAGAUCGACUAUAAUCUGUGUUGUCAAGUGUAACAUUCAAGAUGCUUUUGAGGACACAGCCCACGUAUGGACCUUGUCAGAUCAACCACGACCCAUCUCCACCCUCAACCCCCCCCCCACGGCGACUCCUCCACGCUGACUGGAGACCAGAGACACACAGAGAGGCUGUUCUGUCAGCAGAGCAGCUCCCGGACCCGCGUACUGGAUAGUUUUGACCACGUGUGUUUCAAAAGCUUUAAUAUCUCCUCACUGAAUGUUCAGCUCAACUCCAAUUCCCCCCCUCGCGUGAUCCUCUGUGCGACUCGAGUAGAUCGCUGGUGUUUGUCAGUUGACAGAAACAAACUCUCUGUAUGACUCCGGCUGUGUGCUUCUAGCCAGGGGACCAGGCCACUGUCUGUUAGAGUAAAGCACUGAUGCAAAGAAUAUAUUACAGAGAUGGAUCUAUAUCUAACAUAUUAUAAUAUUUAUCCCUGCUCUAACUGCCUAUUUUGGUACAAAAAUGAAUAAAUAAAAGUCUUUAUUGACAUCUA